Cyphellophora europaea CBS 101466 is the source of this 810-nucleotide messenger RNA. Its product is annotated as protein BMH1. Lineage: Eukaryota; Fungi; Ascomycota; Eurotiomycetes; Chaetothyriales; Cyphellophoraceae. The transcript is spliced from 4 exons. Gene Ontology annotation, cellular component: cytoplasm. The record is from RefSeq and is a predicted model, not a curated record. The coding region runs from base 1 to 810 and encodes 269 amino acids. Gene Ontology annotation, biological process: signal transduction.
AUGGGCGUCGAAGAGUCUGUCUAUCUGGCGAAGCUCGCUGAGCAGGCCGAGCGCUAUGAAGAGAUGGUCGAGAACAUGAAGGUCGUCGCCUCAUCAGACCAAGAACUCUCUGUCGAGGAACGAAAUCUUCUGUCUGUUGCCUACAAGAACGUCAUCGGUGCCCGUCGUGCCUCUUGGAGAAUCGUUACCUCAAUUGAGCAAAAGGAGGAGUCUAAGGGCAAUGAGGCUCAGGUUAAGCUUAUCAAGGAGUAUCGUCAAACCAUCGAGACCGAGCUGCAAAAGAUCUGCGAGGACAUCCUUGAGGUCUUGGACCAGCACUUGAUCCCAUCGGCGCAGACCGGCGAGUCUAAGGUCUUCUACCACAAGAUGAAGGGUGACUACCACCGGUACCUCGCUGAAUUCGCCAUCUCCGAGAAGCGUAAGGGCUCCGCCGAUCUGUCCCUUGAGGCCUACAAGAACGCCACCGAGAUCGCGCAGACCGACCUCGCGCCUACGCAUCCGAUCCGCCUGGGUCUUGCUCUCAACUUCUCCGUCUUCUACUAUGAGAUCCUCAACUCCCCUGAUCAAGCUUGCCACCUCGCCAAGCAGGCUUUCGAUGAUGCCAUUGCUGAGCUCGACACCCUGAGCGAGGAGAGCUACAAGGAUUCUACUCUCAUCAUGCAAUUGCUGAGAGAUAAUUUGACUCUCUGGACCUCGUCAGAGGCCGAGCCUCAGGAGGGCAGCGGAGCUGCCGCCGCCGAUGCGCCCAAGGAAGAUACUACUGCUGCCGAGAAGGAUACCGCGGAGCCUGCGGGUGAGAAGGAGGCUUAA